AUGGGUAUUCCAGGACUUAUCAACGUAAUUGGCCCAGGAGAGCGUAUUUCACUGGCUAAGUUGGCAGUUACGCACUUGGAACGAACAGCAAGACCCAUCCGCAUCGCGGUCGAUAUUUCUAUUUGGCUCUUCCAGGCCCAGGCAGGUCGCGGGGGGAGAAACCCAGAGCUGCGCACCCUCUUCUUUCGCCUGCUGAAUUUAUUGGCAUUGCCAGUCCAUCCUCUUUUUGUUUACGAUGGACCACACAAGCCCGCCUUUAAAAGAGGGAAGGCGGUAUCCUCGCGCAGCUACAGCAGUGUGCCGAUCAUUAGACGAUCCAAAGAUCUUCUUGAAAAGUUCAGAUUUCCCUGGCAUGAAGCGCCGGGUGAGGCAGAGGCAGAAUGCGCACGACUCCAGCAAGCAGGCAUUGUAGAUGCCGUCAUGAGCAACGACGUUGAUGCCUUGAUGUUUGGCUCAUCCAUGACGAUUAUGAACUUCUCCAAAGAAAGUGGCAGUGGAACGUCAUCUGCAACUCAUGUCACCUGUUAUGCGAUGGAGCAGGACGGCCAUCCGUCAAACAUACCUUUUGACCGACCGGGCAUGAUUUUGUUCGCCAUGCUUAGCGGGGGAGACUAUCUGCCAUCGGGCGUUCAAAAAUGCGGUAGUAGCAUUGCUGCGCAGAUUGUCAAAGCUGGAUUUGGCGAGGAUCUUCUACAGGAGAUUGCACUGCCCUCAGACAGUAGUGCGGGAUUGAAGGAGUGGAGAGAACGACUUCAACUUGAAUUGGACGAGAACAAAAGUGGCUACUUCUCAAGGAAAAAUCCUUCUGUUAGAAUCCCAGACACGUUUCCCGAUCAAACAAUCCUCGAAUACUACGCUCGGCCGAAGGUCUCCAGCGACGAAGACAUGGCAUUUCUGAGGAAUCGCCUCCGAGAAGCGUGGGAUCAAGAUAUCGACCCUCUGGCCAUCCGAACUUUUGCUGCAAAUCACUUGGAUUGGAAGUAUCGAGGUGGAGCAACAAAAGUGACUAGGCUGUUGGCUGAACCCCUAAUAUCAUAUCGACUACGCCUUCAGAGACCACUUGCAGCCGUUUCCUCCGAUUUUUCCUUCGUUCCUGAUGCCCCACCAACUUGCCAAAGGGUCUAUAAAACCCGAUCGAGCUUCGCCACGGACGGAAUGCCAGAGCUUCAGCUUGAUAUGCUACCUGUGGAUGUGGUGGGCUUGGAUAUUCUGGCCGAGGAAUGUUCCCCUGAUGCAAACGUGAACAGCGUGCCAUCUCAAGGCAAUCUGAACGAGGACUUCGAAGACGAGGACCUGGAUUCGGCCAAUACAACGGCUCCCCAGACAGCGUCUAAGUCACGAGUAACCAGGGCUUACGAUCCUUUUUCAAUUGGCAAAAUAUGGGUAUUUGAAAGCGUCGCAAAAAUUGGUAUCCCCGAUGUUGUGGCCAAAUGGAAGAAAGAACAGGCCGAAAAAGAAGCAGCAAAGGCCGAGAAGGCCAGGGCAGCUGCCGCUAAAAAGACAGGCACUCGGCGAGCUGCUCCCAAGAAAAAGGGACCUCUUGAUGCAGGAAUGAAACAUGGGAGCAUCUUGAAAUAUGGAACCUUGACAAAAGAAAAACCCGAGCUCUCAACUGCCGGAAAAGCGCACUUGUUAGAUGCUGCUACGUCAGGGAAACCCCCCAGAAACCCACUGUCUAGACUUGUUGGGCAAUCCGAGACUUCGCCCAUACAGCUGGACCAGGAAGAUGAUCAUCUGACUCCAAGUAUGUACUCUCGACAAGGUUCGUCACCAACGAUGAGAUACUUCUCGCAGCAGGUGGAUGAUCUACUCGAAAGCUUCAACUCCAUGUGCAAUUUAUCCCCGACUUCUAGCGCGAAGCGCCGGCCCAUGGCAGGCCAAGCACUUGUCCGAUCAAGGCAGAUUAUUGGGGUCACUGGUGAGACUGAAUUUGAAGGAUCAGAGACUUCAACGCUAGAAGUCGAUGAUUUCCAAGCCCCGUCAACAACACUCAAGGGGCUACGAAUCAGUUACUCGAACCCAGAGUCAUCUUUUGAUGAAUCCUCUAGUGUGUAUUUGCCGACCGUGCCCUCUCGCACCAGAAAGACACGCGUUCAGCCGAAGAAGGUUGCUGUUUCGGAAACGGAAGAAGAGAGCAAUGAAGUCCAAGAUAUUGAAAGGGCGAUCGAGUCUCUCUCUCUAUCAACACCAGCGAAAAUUGAAAUUGCCCAUGACACGUCAAAGCCUGCCCAAAAACUGCGUCAAACCAACCCGCAAAAAACAGUGCAAAAAAGCAAACCACCCGUUGUGACCCCCGAAUCUCAAACUGUGGAGGCAUCCGACUCUUCCAGGAUCGCGAAGACCGACCGUCACACUGCGUCAGAGCCGAUCAUCCUUCACAGUAAGGAGAGCCUAUCUGGCGAACAAGAAAUACCACUGAACACUAAGUCUUGUGCCAAAAAGCACCAGCAGAAGGUGGGCAGCUCUUCUACAAGAGCCACGGCAGCACUUAGUCAAGACUGUGAAACCAAAGGACAUUUGGAAAACGUCAUAAUACAAGACGGUCUCUGGUCGAUCGAUCAAUCACCAUUCGAUGAUCUAGGCACAGCCAGUACCCAAAAUAAAACACGCAGGCAAGCCCAAGGAGGCAAGAAGAAGCGAAUUCCGCGCGUGAGCAUUGUCGAUCUUACUUGA
Molecule: messenger RNA, 2673 nt
Organism: Penicillium salamii
Lineage: Eukaryota; Fungi; Ascomycota; Eurotiomycetes; Eurotiales; Aspergillaceae
Source: the annotation of a GenBank genome assembly